CUGCGCCAAGGCCACUAGUGUCAAAUUUGGCAAGUGUCAGUGUCACUGGCGGUAUUUCUCGUAUCUUUUUUUGAUUUUUUCGUUCGACAUGUCGAGUGGUGACAAUAAAACUCUUUUAAUUCCAUCUCCUUUGAUUACGAAACGAAACCGAACACCGUCAACGUGCGAGCGGAUCCUGAAACACCAGAAUUUAUACGGGGAAAUCAAGUCCUUCUGUAGGGAAAAGGGCCACGGGUUUAUCACCCCCGAGGAUGGAACUGAGGACAUUUUCGUCCACAUUUCAGACAUUGAAGAUGAGUACAUUCCUAUAUCUGGCGACAGGGUCAAGUACCAACUGUGCCCAAUUCCCCCAAAGUUCGAAAAGUACCAAGCGGUUCAUGUGCACAUUGUAAACCUGAAACCAGAAGUACACAAACGGUGGGAGAGUUACUAAACCAAAUCUCGUAUUACCAACAUGCAUUUAUUUUAGUAAAAUUUCAAACGUUUCCUGCCUUUUUACUUUACUCUUUACCCUACAUUAUAUAUUUUGAGAAAAUAGUUGUUUACAAGGUCUUUGUAUGUGACAAAUAUCAAUAAAACUCAUAAUCAACCUC
This is a messenger RNA of Tribolium madens (black flour beetle), 593 nucleotides long. RefSeq names its product cold shock domain-containing protein CG9705. The coding region runs from base 89 to 433 and encodes 114 amino acids. Gene Ontology annotation, molecular function: mRNA 3'-UTR binding. The record is from RefSeq and is a predicted model, not a curated record. NCBI's taxonomy places the organism in Eukaryota, Metazoa, Arthropoda, Insecta, Coleoptera, Tenebrionidae. Gene Ontology annotation, cellular component: cytoplasm. The transcript has 3 exons. Gene Ontology annotation, biological process: regulation of mRNA stability.